Molecule: messenger RNA, 1009 nt
Organism: Closterium sp. NIES-67
Lineage: Eukaryota; Viridiplantae; Streptophyta; Zygnematophyceae; Desmidiales; Closteriaceae
Source: the annotation of a GenBank genome assembly
AAAAAAUGUAUGCUCGCAAAACGAUUGCGUAGCAUUCGCGCAAAUGCUUUGCAAACGUUUUGCGAACAUGUGGGUGAAAAUUCAUGGCGGACUUAGAUUAGAACACUUGGCGAAUGCUUUGACAACAUUUCCCGAAACACUUUUUGCACUAUCUAGGUCGUAGGUUUAGUAGCCCAGCAGGGUAGGAAAACGCGGGUAAUACUAUCCGCUUUUCAAGGGAACCGGGUCGGGUAGCCAGGCGGGUAUUAAACUACCAUUGGCACCAUUGGUGACUUACUUCUUGGACUCCUUGUUUUCAUGAUGGAUGUGUUGUCCUGAUAUUUCUUCAGACGUUCAAAUACCAGGAUCCUGAUUGCUACGCAGGCGAGCUGAACCAUGUUGUACUCGUUGUUGGCUACUCCAUUAAUAGAACCGACGGCAGCCAUAACCGUAUUGCUCCUCCCUUCUGGAUAAUCCGCAACUCGUGGGGAGUGGAGUGGGGCGACGGGGGGCACAUGCGCAUGGACAUCCAGGGAGGGGAUGGCGUGUGUGGCAUCAACGUGCUGCCUGGCAUCUACCCCAUUGUCAAGCUUCCAGGGGACCCCUGCGGCCGAAAAGGCUACAAAGGCGAUAAGGAUUUGUACGGCAUGAACCCUUGUGGCCGGUUCGCAUGCCAGGCGAUUGGUGGAAGCAGCAAUAGAUGCAACUGCAAUAUUCCUGGAUCUUUGAAGCAGCCUUUUGUUGAAGUCGGGAAUGGAAAUGGCUCCUCCACAUGUGCUUAUGUGGACGUGUGUGGGUCGCACUUUAAGAACCCCUGCGCUGUGGGCACAUGCAUCAACGAUGGCAAGGGCGCCUACUCCUGCAUCUGCCCUCUUAACCACAUUGAAAGCAAAACAGCUGACAACUCCCCCACGUGCGAUCCAGCCAAUGCCACAGCCACCACAAUGGCAGUCAGUGGAGACAACUGGUGGUGUUCGGACAUUUAUCCAUUUGUGGCAUCUCAUUCAGUCAAUUCAAACUCCAGAAUGCG